CACAAUUUCGAGCGCGAAUUUGUAUGAACUAAGCUCCCUCUUUCUUUUAGACAGCAUGCUGUUGCGUUAUUCAAGGAAAUGUACUGCUGGUCUGCAGCGGUCUAUUCACACCGCGACAAACGCCAAUUCUCUUUGGGUCUGGGGUCUAAGGUCAAGCCUACCUCCCGUAACUGAAAAUGUUGAAUCCAUCGUGCAACCAAAGCAGAUCAUUGAACCUAUACAGCAUCACGACGGAAAGAUAUGUAGCAUCGCAGCUGGAUGGGGUCAUAGUUUGAUAGCCACUAGCGAUGGAUACUCUUCCACUGUGCAUUCGUACGGUCUCAACCGCAGCGGUCAGUUAGGAAUUGGUAGACAAUCGUUUGAUAGUUGUGAUCGAGGCGUUGCAAUGGUCUCAGACGACCAAAUCAAAUUUCUAGCAGCGGGCCGUGAACAUUCACAUAUUGUAAGCCAAGAUGAACAAGGCCGAACGAAGUUGUUUUCAUUUGGAAACAAUAUGUAUGGCCAAUUGGGCACGGGUAAAAGUAAACACGAUUCGCCAGUGGCAGAGCAAGUAUUAGAAUCAACCCCUGUUCAAGUGGACGGAAUAGAUGGAAAUAUUACGCAUAUAGCAUGUGGAUUAGACAACACGGUAUUAGCUACUGAUAAGAAACAUGUUUACUCAAUGGGCUGGGGACCAGACGGACAACUUGGCUUAGGGCCUGAUUCUUCAAGCGACAGAAGCACCCCAACAUUAGUCCCACUCAUGGAGGGGAAGCACAUUUCCAAAUUAGCAGGAUCCACCGAUUUCAGCCUUGUUUUGACAGAUGAAGGCAAGCUAUGGACCUGGGGAAAUUCCGAAUAUGGUCAAGGGAUGCUUUCUCGAAAAAUUGACAGGAUAUUGGAACCAUUAGAAACUGGCAUUAGUGAUGUGGUUGACAUUGCUGCAGGCGGUCCUUUUUCCAUAAUAUUGAAGGGUAAUGGAGAAGUAUACAGCUGUGGAUAUGGUGCCCUUGGUUUGGGCAAAGGUAUUAUAGAAACCCUAGAGCCGCGGCGAGUGCAGAUCGAUGAAAGGAUCACCAAGAUUUUUGCGGUACAAGAUAUGGCUGCAGCAAUUUCUGAAUCAGGGCAGUUGUACAUUUGGGGCCUUGGUGGCCACGCCGGCCGGUUAGGAUUGGGGCAUUUGGAACAUGUUUUCGUACCUCAAAAAGUGCUUUUUGAUGACUCUCCUAGAAUAGUGCUAGACCUAGCCUUAGGUACCUCCCACGCAAUAUGUAUCUGUUCAUAGGUGCACAUCACUUCAAUCUUUUACUUAUAUUGUGAAUAAUAGAGUCAUUUUUCCAUUAUGUCUUCCCACCUUUUCCGUUCUUUACGAUUGACCACUGUACACUCACUACAC
This is a messenger RNA of Umbelopsis ramanniana AG, 1375 nucleotides long. RefSeq lists its product as uncharacterized. Lineage: Eukaryota; Fungi; Mucoromycota; Umbelopsidomycetes; Umbelopsidales; Umbelopsidaceae. Bases 56 to 1264 code for a protein of 402 amino acids. The record is from RefSeq and is a predicted model, not a curated record. The transcript has 9 exons.